Molecule: messenger RNA, 1008 nt
Organism: Pipistrellus nathusii (Nathusius's pipistrelle)
Lineage: Eukaryota; Metazoa; Chordata; Mammalia; Chiroptera; Vespertilionidae
Source: the annotation of a GenBank genome assembly
AUGCAGCUGGAGAUCAAAGUGGCCCUGAACUUCAUCAUCUCCUACUUGUACAACAAGCUGCCCCGGCGCCGGGCAGACCUGUUUGGGGAGGAGCUGGAGCGGCUCCUAAAGAAGAAAUACGAAGGCCACUGGUACCCCGACAAGCCCCUGAAGGGCUCCGGCUUUCGCUGCGUCCACAUCGGGGAGCUGGUGGACCCUGUGGUGGAGCUGGCCGCCAAGCGGAGCGGCCUGGCGGUGGAGGAUGUGCGGGCCAACGUGCCCGAGGAGCUGAGCGUCUGGAUCGACCCUUUCGAGGUGUCCUACCAGAUCGGCGAGAAGGGGGCUGUGAAAGUGCUGUACCUGGACGACAGCGAGGGCUGCGUGGCCCCAGAGCUGGACAAAGAGAUCAAGAGCAGCUUCAACCCUGAUGCCCAGGUCUUCGUGCCCAUCGGCAGCCAGGACAGCUCCCUGUCCAACUCCCCCUCGCCGUCCUUCGGCCAGUCCCCCAGCCCCACCUUCAUUCCGCGCUCCGCCCAGCCCAUCACUUUUACCACCGCCUCCUUCGCCGCCACCAAGUUCGGCUCCACCAAGAUGAAGAAGGGGGGCGGGGCGGCCGGGCCGGGGGCCGUGGCCGGCGGCGGGGCCGGCGGCCAGCAGCCCGCAGCACAGCAGCCUCGCCUGGCCCGCUCGCCCACCAACGGCCUGCUGAAGCACAAGAGCCUCUCCCUGUCCGUGCACGCGCUGAACUUCGCCCCCAGCCCGGCCCCGCAGUCCCAGCUCUCGCCCAACGCCAAGGAGUUCGUGUACGGCGGCGGCAGCUCGCCCGGCCUCCUCUUCGACGGGGCGGACGGCCCGGCCAGCGGGGCCGGCACUGGCGGCGGCGGCGGCUUCGACGUGGCCCAGGUGUUCGGAGGCGGCGCCAACAGCCUCUUCCUGGAGAAGGCGCCCUUCGUGGAGGGCCUCAGCUACAACCUCAGCGCCAUGCAGUACCCCAGCCCGCCCUUCCAGCCCGUCGUGCUGGCCAACUGA